Molecule: messenger RNA, 588 nt
Organism: Trypanosoma grayi
Lineage: Eukaryota; Euglenozoa; Kinetoplastea; Trypanosomatida; Trypanosomatidae
Exons: 1
Coding region: 1-588 (195 amino acids)
Source: RefSeq, a predicted model, not a curated record
AUGCGCACUGCCUUUCUUCAUAAUAUGCAUUACCGUCGUGUUGCCGAUACAGAUAUAGAGUGUGAUGGGCAAAUUCCCCUUGAAAGCGAGCAAGGCCAACCCGGCGGCCCUCGCUUCAGCCUGUGCCAUAAUAUGGGGCGCUUUUUCCCACGCACCCCCUGUGGCCACACUUCCCCGCCACCCUUAAAGAACAGCGCGCCCCAUCCAUAUAAAGAGGCGUCUGACACUAAAGUCCCUGAAGUCGGUUUAUCCCUCGAGUGUUUUACCGGACUGUUCCGCAACAACGUAUCCAACCAUUCCUGCCCGACCUUAAGGGCAAAGGGGGGUAAAGCUGCCGGAUCUUGGGCCCCGAACGACCCCAUGCUGAGUCGCGGCAGCCUUCGGCGCGCCAUUUUCAAAAAAGAAACAAUGCAGAAAAAGCGAACCCACCUGAGCCCCGCCGCAUACAUCAUACGUGACGUAAGGCUUUCCAAUUCCUCCACCGAAAUCUCGUGGAGGGGUGUGACUCCCCUCAAUCUCCGUAGCGUUUUGUCACUGAGGGAAACCGUCCUAGCCGUGUGGUUGAAACAAACUCCUAUGAAUUCAUAA